ACUUACAGACCUCUAUUAUGUUCAAAUGGAGAUUCCCUGUUGUUUACAAGAUACAUGCAAAUCAGAUAAAUCCGUCUUUCACCUGUAUUUCGCAUUUACAUAAAUGGGAUUUUAACGCCAUUAAAUAAGUCAAUAACACUGCGCGUGCUACAAGAACGGAACAUGUUAAAGUAUAUUUUGUUGUGUUUCUGUGGUAUGAUAUCGCUAUGUGCCAUUUCUAAAGCCUGCAGAUGCUUCACACGGCACCCCCAGAUCAACUUCUGAGAAGCAGAUUAUGCGAUUAAGGCAGAUAUUCUAAUGGAGGACGUAAUCGGUCAAUUCGGAGGGAGGAGAUACAGAGUUAAAGUACUGAAAAACUACAAGAGUGGGUAUGCAAAGCCAUUUGAAUUUUCCGAGGUUUGGAUAUAUUCACCAGAAACUUGCAGAGUAUCUUUGGACACAAGAAGUACAUAUGUUAUCACAGGUGCUAUAAGAGAUGAUAAUUUCACGGCUAGCAGCUGUUCUUGGAAUGUCAAAACAUCUGAUUUAACGACUUUCCAAUCCAAUGCCCUUAGACAUGGUGUCUACAAAAAGAAUUGCAAUUGCAAGAUAAAAGAGUGUCCACAAAAUGACUGUAACCAAGGAGAAGGUUGUUUUGCUCCAUACGAUAAACGAUUUUGUUAUCACCAAAAGGCUGUGUGUAAGCAGUCUCCAUAUUCAAAAACUUGUGAAUGGACCUCCAAUACUUGUUAAUAGUCGUUAUUUGGGAUCACAAAGAAACUAUUAAAAAAUACAUGAAUUCAUUUUUAGAUUGCUUAUUAACUUUCACGAUCACCUAAACAGUACAGAUUAUUAAUAUUAGUAAUACAAAAAUGCACAUGGAAACAUUGUGGUAAAAAACCAAGAAUUGCCUGCACCAGAGUUACAGCUUACAUCUUUGGUUUUUCAACACGUGUGAGAUGGUGUUUGUAAAUUAUAAUAUUAAAGGAAUUUACCAAAAAGUGAUAAUUGUGCAAUUUCGCAAAAAAACAUACUUUUAUUUUUAUUACAUCAGUCUAUAUAGCAAAAUUGAGGUAAGAUAGUGAACACGCUUUUGAGGAUAAAAGUAAGUUUGUAAGGUUGAAUUUUAUUAUUGAAUAAUUAUGCAAUGAGUGAAUUUAUUACCUGGAAUGUUUAAAGCGUAUGCAUAGACAUUAAAAUUUGAUACAAUUUUAAAUAAACUAGUUGAGUUAAUUCAUAUCAUGCAUGCGCGAUACAAAUUUUGGUGAAACAACUUUCAAAAACAUGAUAACCAUGAGCGCGGGUUGAAUAAUAAAUAUCAUAGUGGAAAGUCUCGGGCGAGUUCAUUCACUGGACAAAUAAUGGUUGGCCACACCCAUGAGGAUGUUAACCAGAUGUUUCCAAGGGUGUAAUUGUAUAUCGCCAAAAAAAACUGUCCCUACGAUUUCCAUUUACGAUUUAGCAAUAGAGGCAGACAACCCCAUGCCAAAUGUACAACACCUUGAAAAUAUCUGGUAUUACAGAAAGAUGGGGAUUUAGCCAGAGGUUCAGCUUGUUUGACACAGCAGCCCAACCAGCU
Molecule: messenger RNA, 1558 nt
Organism: Magallana angulata
Lineage: Eukaryota; Metazoa; Mollusca; Bivalvia; Ostreida; Ostreidae
Product: metalloproteinase inhibitor 4-like
Exons: 5
Coding region: 298-732 (144 amino acids)
Molecular function (GO): metalloendopeptidase inhibitor activity
Source: RefSeq, a predicted model, not a curated record